This is a messenger RNA of Vigna angularis (adzuki bean), 1276 nucleotides long. RefSeq names its product NAC domain-containing protein 2-like. Gene Ontology annotation, biological process: regulation of DNA-templated transcription. NCBI's taxonomy places the organism in Eukaryota, Viridiplantae, Streptophyta, Magnoliopsida, Fabales, Fabaceae. Gene Ontology annotation, molecular function: DNA binding. The coding region runs from base 82 to 1032 and encodes 316 amino acids. The record is from RefSeq and is a predicted model, not a curated record. The transcript has 3 exons.
AGCCUUUUUGAUCGAAAAUAUCGGUAACUGAUUGAUGCAUUUUCUAGUUUGUUCCUCCAGAGGCGUUAUAUCUUCGUAUUCAUGGACAAAGAUGGUAAUUCAGAAAUCCGACUUCCUCCAGGGUUUAGAUUCCACCCUUCUGAUGAAGAGCUGAUUGUUCAUUAUCUGAGAAACAAAGUGACAUCAUCACCCCUUCCUGGCUCAUUCAUAGCAGAAAUAGAUCUUUACAAGUAUAAUCCAUGGGAGCUCCAAAGUAAGGCUUUGUUUGGGGAGGAUGAAUGGUAUUUCUUUACUCCCAGAGACAGGAAGUAUCCGAAUGGAGUGAGGCCUAAUAGAGCAGCUGCUUCUGGUUAUUGGAAGGCUACUGGCACUGACAGACCCAUUUUUACUUCAUGUGGGAUGAAGAAUAUUGGAGUGAAGAAGGCCCUUGUGUUCUACAAGGGUCGAGCACCAAAAGGAUCUAAAACUGAUUGGAUCAUGCACGAGUACAGGUUGCACAAUUCCAUGAAUUCCAUUUCACAGCAAAGAAGGUCCAUGAGACUGGAUGAGUGGGUGCUGUGUCGGGUCCGACAGAAAGCAAGCAACACAAGAAGUAAUUGGGAAGAGACUAUUUAUGAAGCAACAAGCCAGUUUGAAGAGAUGAAUGAGAACUCAAAUCCUGAAGCAGCCAAAAAUUCUGUGCAUGAUGAAUAUCCAUUGUUGCCUUAUAUUCUGGCUUCUGUGUCUGAUUCUAUUGGCCUAGUCUCAGGCUCAGGCUGUGGUUGUAAUGAUGAUGGAAAAGCAUAUGCUUCAUUGCAUGAUAAGAACACGAAUGUAAUAAGUGGAGCAGAGUUUAUGGCAGCUGAGGGUUUGUUUAAUCCACUGAAGAGGAAAAACACUAAAGAGAAGGAGUUGGAGUUGUAUGCUUCCCUCGAUAAAAAACUAAGCGAAGAACAUGAUGUUGGGAAUGAGCAUGAUCUGAACAAAGACUGCAAUUCCAAUAACUUUGACCACUGGACUUCCAUCAUACUACCCCAAGAGCUUAAUAUCUAGCCUUUACGAUAUAUGCAUGAAUUCUUUAGAUCAUGCUCGUUGCUCUGCAUACGUGAGAAAGGACAGCGAAUUCUAUUUGUAAAUAAGAAAAAAUGCAGUUGGGUUUUGUUCAUGCAUUGUGAUUAUUGCUUUCAGUAAGCAUAAAUGUAGAGAGCUGGAAAGUCGUUGUGCAAUUGAGUUGGUGAUUGUGUGUUUCAAAAUUGAUUGACACAUCUGAUAAGGAUAAACGAUCUUAAAAAAGUAA